Molecule: messenger RNA, 3737 nt
Organism: Tigriopus californicus
Lineage: Eukaryota; Metazoa; Arthropoda; Copepoda; Harpacticoida; Harpacticidae
Gene: Sema5c
Product: semaphorin-5B-like
Exons: 3
Coding region: 130-3474 (1114 amino acids)
Biological process (GO): negative regulation of axon extension involved in axon guidance; semaphorin-plexin signaling pathway; axon guidance
Molecular function (GO): chemorepellent activity; semaphorin receptor binding
Source: RefSeq, a predicted model, not a curated record
AGCCUCCGAGUGAAAGGGUUGAGCAUCUGUCGUGCGGUCCAAGGUGGAGUAUGAUUAAUGCCAGCCAAGACGUGUUUCAAAGCCUGUCAUUAUUUAUGAAUCCUUCACACACCUAGAUUUGCAUUUGCAAUGAAUCGUCAGAAACCACCGUUGUUAGUUCAGAGAAAUCGUCUCCUCGUGUUUCUUCUGCUUGUCUUGGGCUUCGUCAGUGAUUCUGUCCAAGACUCGGCUGGGGUUGGCCUUGGACAGCAGAAAUGUGAUCUCAGUUCGGCGGUGUCGGAUUACCGAGUCGUGAGCCAUGAAGAUCUCCUGCCCGGACUAGAUCAAUUCUCGGACGAAGGUGUUCGACACUUCUCUGAAAUCCUCUUCGACUACAGGCGUUAUCAAGUGAUUGUGGGGGCUCGUGACGCCCUCUACAGACUCAGUCUCGAGGGUCUGACCAAGCUAGAAAAGGCUACGUGGGAGGCCCACGAGUCCACCAAAGGCAUUUGCACAACUAAAGGCCAAACCGAGGAGGACUGUCGGAACUACAUCAAGGUUUUGGUGGCCCACAAUGACCAGGUCUUCGCUUGUGGGACCCAUGCCUUCAGUCCCAAGUGUUCGUGGCGAGAGAUUGAAGAGAUCAAUCGCGUCUCAAAAUCGAUUGACGGGCGCGGCAAGUGUCCCUAUAGCCCGCAUGCCAACAGCACCUCUCAUAUGACCAAAAACGGGGAAUAUUACAUCGGGAGUUCCACGGAUUUCUCGAGCAAUGACCACGCUAUUUAUCGAAUGUCUGGGGCUCAGUUCGAAAAAGUCGUUCGAACCGUGCAAUACAAUGCCCUCUGGCUGAUGAAACCAGAUUUUGUGGGCUCCUUCGAAACGUCCAGAUUCAUUUACUUCCUCUUCAGAGAGACCGCCGUUGAGUACGGAAACUGCGGCAAGGCCAUCUACUCGAGGAUUGCUCGCGUUUGUAAAUCCGACGACGGAGGAACCCUGGUCCUCAAGAACACAUGGACCACGUUCCUCAAAGCCCGAUUGAAUUGCUCACUCCCGGGCGACUAUCCCUUUUACUACAACGAGAUCCAGUCCAUGGACUAUCUUGACGAGGAGAAGAUCAUUUAUGCCACCUUCUCAACCAACGAAAAUAGCAUUCUCGGUUCGGCCGUGUGCAGCUUCAAGAUCUCCGAUGUGGAAACGACAUUUACUGGACGUUUCAAGACUCGAUCGGGCCCAGCGGCCAUUUGGGAGUCCAAGAGUGAUAUCCAUUCCCACUUUGAGUGUGAAGCCAGUGAUAAUAAGCAUUUGGAGGUGAAUUCACGCGAAUAUCAGCUCAUCAACGACGCCGUUCAACCCACGUUACCCCGCCCACUCUAUCAUGAGAAUCUCGAACAAUACACCCACAUCGUGGUGGAGUCGAUUGCGACCAAGCAUCAAGAUAAUUAUCCUGUUCAUGUCAUUUUUUUGGCUUCUCGCUCUGGGGGGGUCAUCAAAAAGCUGAGUUUCAACACUCGAACGAGUCGCACUUGCUUGGUGGAGGUCUUGCACCCAUUCGCCUCCGAGAAGCGCCUGAUCUCCAUAAGCAACCUCAAGCUUUUUGCUCCCACCAAUUCGCUCUACGCGACAACCGAGGAAAAUGUGCUCAGAAUCCCAACUCAGCGAUGUCAGCGGUUCGCUUCCAAGAGAGCAUGUCUCAAUUCCAUGGACCCGUAUUGCGGCUGGAACAAGCUCAAGGAGGAAUGCACCGUGACGCCCCAUAAGAACCCAAGGGCCAGCUAUUGGGAUCAAAAUCUGUUGACCUGCCCCAUCCUCACCGAUCCGGUGGACGGUGCCUGGGGUCCUUGGUCAAGCUGGGAAACGUGCGACUACUUGCCUUCUGAAACCAACGACAAAUUGAGAUUGACAAACGACCGUCGAAAUCAGCAGGCUGACACCUGCAUGUGCAAACGACGAGACUGCAACCAACCCAAGCCCGCUUAUGGGGGUCAGAAAUGCCAGGGAAGCCCCUUGGAGGUAACCAACUGCACUCGCAAUGGCCAAUGGACGGAAUGGUCGGAAUGGAGCUCGUGUUCCAAUUCCUGCGAUUUAGGAACGCAGCAGCGAAAAAGAAUCUGCGGCAAUCCGGCUCCAGCUUUCGGUGGCAAAACUUGCAUUGGGCCGGAUUUGGACACGCGUUAUUGCAGUGAUUUACCCCCUUGUGCUGCCUUGAGUCACAUCUCCACGGCUUCGGCCUCACUUGUGAGAGAAGAUGUAUCUCGAUGGACGGAUUGGACCGAAUGGUCCCGGUGUUCAGCCAGGUGUGGGAAAGGCUUUCGAUCAAGACAACGUCAAUGUUUUGGCCUGCAGUGUUCCGGCUCUUGCAGUAAAGAGUUUGAGGAAUGUGAGUCCACAGAGUGCUCUGAUUUGCUGGAAGUGACUGACUGGACCCCCUGGAUUCGCACAAAUGGUUCUGCCUGGGAUGGUGGCUCUUGGUCUGAGAAACGAUUCAGGUUCAACUAUCAGGCUCCAUUGGCCAUCAAUCAAGUUGGAGAUAUCUCGGAGGAGGAGAGGAUUUGCAAGUCCACCAACCACUGCUCCAUGUUAUCAAUCACCCAGCCCAGGAAAAACGGGUUGGCAGAGGUCUGGAGUGAGUGGUCAAAGUGUUCUCGCGAAUGUGGAACCGGACAUCAGAUUCGAAUUCGAGAGUGUCCUUUUGGCCAAGAUGGUUGCACAGGACAGACCUUCGCCCAGAGGGCCUGCAACCUUCAACCUUGUCAAGGUCAAUGGAGCUGUUGGUCCGAGUGGUCACCGUGCGAUCGAGAUGGAAAGCGACGACGGUCUCGGGAUUGCCAGAACCAUCAAUUUGGUGUCUCAUCCGCCACCGCCAAUGAUGGAGUCACUUGCUCCGGCGGAUCCAGCUAUGAAGAGAUGGGCUGUGAUGGGUGGGGCAUGUGGGCAGCGUGGGGAGAGUGCGAUGGCAACGGCCAUCAGACCCGUUACCGCGCCUGUGUGGCCUCUCAAUGUAGCGGGAGUGACCAAGAAUCAAAGCCCUGUGGGGCGGACUCAAUUGAUCUGGCACGGGUCACUACUGCCGGAGCCGGUUCCGUUAUAGGUGCGUGUGUCUGUGGCUUUGUUUUGGGCGUUUUCGUAGGUGCUGGGAUCGUGUAUUAUGUCCUGAUUCACCGACGUGGUGCCGGAGGGGCCAAUGGCUCACCGCAUUACGUGUCAGCUAAAUCCCAAAAUCUCUACGUUAGUCUCCCCAUGUUGGACUUGAGACAUAAGCACUUGUCCUCUUCAUCAAACCAAAGCGAUUGUGGCACCCUCAGGUCCACGACCACGGCUGGAACACUCCGUUCUACAAAGACCGGUUCCAUCUAUAAUGGAACUCUCAAUGGCAACAAGCACGGUGACUAUGAAACAGCCACCAUUAAGCGGAGCCACAGUCAGAGAAAUUCCAGCCUUUUGUCCUCCGGAAAUCACAUCCGAGCGGACCUCGAGUCAGAUCAACUGUUCAACUGAGACGAUACCAAGAAAAGGGAGAAUAGGAAGAAUAGUGAACUUGGGGAAAGAUGUGGCUACAUCCUUCCCUUCCAGCUAAUUGUUCAAGCGUGAUCUCAAAAAAGAAUUUCAGUGUUUAGUAAAUCUUCAUUAACUUCAGACGGACUAACCCGCUAGCAGACCAGCUAAGCGUUCUCUACACACAUUAAGAUUCCUCCAGUGUCCUAAAUCAUCGUUCAUUUCAUCGAGAUUCAAGACGAAAUAUAUCUUGAGAAUACCCUAGA